Theobroma cacao (cacao) is the source of this 949-nucleotide messenger RNA. Its product is annotated as CRIB domain-containing protein RIC4-like. Lineage: Eukaryota; Viridiplantae; Streptophyta; Magnoliopsida; Malvales; Malvaceae. The record is from RefSeq and is a predicted model, not a curated record.
UAGGUUGAGCUGCACAGUUUAACCAACUAACAAACCCCAUACCCACUCCAUCACAGACUCUGGAUGCCUCACCAUUUUAAUCCUGAUGAGUGGAUCUUCCCAUUUUCCACACCAAAAUCAUUCUAGCUUCUUCGUAAAGCCAAAAAGCAACCAUGAUCGAUAUAACUCACCCCAUUCCGAUUUCCUUUGUUUUCCAUCUUUGUCACAACUCACACCCAACUUUUUGAUUAGAAUCGAAUACACAUCCUUAUGAAGGAAUGAAAGAGCGAAUGGAAAGGCUUGUAGGUCUUCCUUUCUCCACCGGCUGUUCUUCUCAGGAGAGCGUUACCGUUGGUAAAAGUCCCCCCAGGAAACCAAAAUCAGAAUCAAGUCAAUAUGUAACAAGUAAACAAGUAGGAAAAGAAUGUUCAUCCAAGGGAAGAACAAAGAACUCAUUUGGUUGGUUGCCUCUGCCAAAGCCCAACAUAUCCGAUGGGAUACACAGAUUGAUAAGGAGUACAGUGAAAAGCUUCUCUCAGUUAUUUGCUUACAAAGACAUAGAGGAAAUAGCAGCAGCAGAGAUGGAAAUUGGAUUUCCAACAGAUGUGAAGCAUGUUACACACAUAGGAUUGGAUGGUGCAACCACGACCAACCAUGUCAUGGGUUGGGAAAACUUCAACCCUCCUGAUAUUAUUGCUUUCCCAUCAAUUUCUUUAAGACAAUUCGAACUGGCCAUGGCUGCCCAGACUCAAAACGCACCACUCAUUGUUUGAUCCCUUUGAUGCCAUGAUUUUAUCAUUAAUUUGUAUCCUCCUCAAAGAGAGAAUUAAUUGAGGCAGAAUUCAUGCUAAUCAUGAAAACAAUGUGUGCGCCUUUUUGUGUAUAUGUAGAGCGUAAGAGGACAGAGGUGGAUGUAUGAGUUGAGCGAGUGUGAAUUUGAAUAUUUAAUUCACACUCAUAUCAUUGCAAU